This is a messenger RNA of Closterium sp. NIES-65, 5190 nucleotides long. The record is from the annotation of a GenBank genome assembly. Lineage: Eukaryota; Viridiplantae; Streptophyta; Zygnematophyceae; Desmidiales; Closteriaceae.
AUGCCUGAGCCACCAGGUCAUCCUGUCGCUGCACUGCUCGUUGCUAGCUGUACAGCGAAGGGCCACUCUUCUCGUCUACAUUUCCUUUCCGUGCUGUUCUCCCCCACGUGCAUCCUAACGCUGUAUUACUCCUCGCUGCUGAACUGCGAGGUGCCUCUCAACAGCCGCCUGCAAACCACGCUCACCUCAUUCUCUUCCCACCCCCCACCUCUCAUCGCCUUUCCUCUCUCUAACCCCUCCCAGGACAUCCUAUCGCUGUACCACUCGUCCCUGCUGUACGGCGAGGUGCCUUUCUCCAGUCGCCUGCGAGCCAUGCUCACCUCACACUCUUACCCCCGUUCCCCUCGCCUUGCCUCUCUCUAUCUCCUCCCAGGACAUCCUAUCGCUGCCGAGUUCAUGGCUUCCUGCGUGGGUGCAGUGUACUAUAUCAUAGGGACCAGGGAGGCGGUGGCGCAGGUGGUGGCAUGGAACGCAGGGCACCUGGCCUGCGCCAGUGCAGUGACUGUAUGUGUGCUCGUGCCUGUGUGCACUGGACAUCUUCCCUCUCAUUUGCGUGCUUCGAUCCCUGUGAUUCUCGCAUACCUCAUUCACCGCAACCACGCACACACCCCAUCCCUCCGUGUCCUUCCUCCCACGUGCAGUGCGCCAGUGCGCUGGCUGUACGUGUGCUCCUACCUGGGAGUGCUCGACAUCCUAUCUGGUGUGCUCGCUAUGACCACGUGCCCCAUUCACUCCCAACACCCAUCCCUCGUCCGCCACCCUUCCUCCCACGUGCAGUGCGCCAGUGCGCUGGCUGUACGUGUGCUCCUACCUGGGUGUGCUCGACAUCCUAUCUGGCGUUCCCGUGCUCGGUUCCCAGUGAGUCUUGUUCACAUGCGCUCGCCUCUCUCUAUCCCCUCCGAUUCUUUUCAUCCCCUACAUUUCCCCACAUCCUCUUGCAUACUCUCCAUCCUCUGUCCAUCGAUGCACUCCUCACCACCCUCUGCCGUCCUCUCCCAUUCUCUCCAUCCACUCCCACUUUCUCCAUCCCCUCCCACUUUCUCCAUCCCCUCCCAUUUUCUCCAUCAUCUUCCAUUCUCUCCAUUCUCUCCCGUUCUCUCCAUCCACUCCUCUUCCAUUCCUCUAUCGCAUGGGCAGCCUCAGCAGCAGCAGCAAGAGAACAGGCACCCUGUUUCAAGUCGUCUACUUCUUGCAAAUCCUCAAGUGAGUGGCACCCUGUUGAUUGAUCCACCCUCAUUUCGGCCCUUCACCCGCCUGCACCAGCUGGGACUGGACAUCACAUCCAUCACUCAAGAGGUCAUCAACCUUAUCGUCUACCUCACCUCGCUAAUAUUCGCAGCAGCGGGCAUCUUCCUGUGGGUGACCUCCCAGAACCCUGCAGUGAAGGCAUCAACUAGCUUCUCAUCUUCCUUCCCUCUGCCUCUGAUCUUAUCUCCCUCCGACUUCGCUCCUGUAUGCACCCUUUCUCUCACGCACUGCAGUAUUCGCAGCAGCGGGCAUCUUCCUGUGGUAUUCGCAGCAGCAGGCAUCUUCCUGUGGGUGACCUACCAGAACCCUGAGGUGCAGGAGACGGGCAACUGUGAGCCGGUUAACUGCCUCGACUAUGCCAUGUCACUCUACUUUGUUGUUGUCACGAUAUCCACAGUGGGCUACGGUGACAUCCUGGCGACCAACACAGAGCGGAUAUCCACGGUGGGCUAUGGAGACAUCCUGGCGACCAACACAGCGGGGCGGGUGGUGGUGAUGUGCAUCAUCGUGGCAGCGCUCGUUAUUCUCCCUGUGCAACUCAGCAACAUCUCCAACCUCCUCGCGCACAGGCCGUACGGUGGAAGGUUCUCAGCAGCUUCCGCCACGGGCAUGCGGUUUGUGGUGCUGACGGGGCAGCUUUCCCCACUCUCCAUCCAGCAGUUCCUGGCUGAGCUCUACCACCCACUACAUGACAAAGCUCUCUCUCCCUCCCUCUUUAUAAACCCAAUCCAUCGCAUCACCCCUCCCCGAAUCACCUCCUUCUCCCCAUCCCUUCCCAGCUUUGAGCUGCGGGCUCUGAUCACGGAAUACCACGGUGCAGUGCGGUUCAUUCAGGGCUCGCCCAUGACACUAUACGACCUGCACCGUGUGCAGAUCGCCCUCGCUUCCGCUGUCUUCAUCCUCCUCCCACCCCUCCAAUCCGUGAGUCCUCCUCCCACCCCUCCAAUCCGCGAGUCCUCCUCCCACCCCUCCAAUCCUCCUCCUCCCACCCCUCCAAUCCGUGAGUCCUCCUCCCCUCCAACCACCCUCUCCCCCCCCCCGCUCUGCAUUCCGCUAGUCCCCCUCCUCCAGGAGCGUGAUCCCAUCAUCCUAUCAACCCCCCUGGCUAACCACCCCUGUGUCUCUCCCUGGCUUCCAUCCCUUCUCUCCCCCCUCCCUUCCCUCCUCCCUCCCCUCCGCUUUUCUGCGCUGGACAACACUCAGACCGCGCAAGCACGCGCAAUGAGCGGCGAUGGGGAGGAGAUGGGUGAAGGGCAGGCUGCUUUUCUUUCCCCCCCGUCCCCCUCCCCACCCUUCCCUUCCCAGUCUCGUGCGCUGGACAACGCUCAGAUCGCGCAGGCCCUUGCGUUGAACCGCUACGCGGGGCAUCUAUCACGGUUCGUGCUGGAGAUGGGUAAUCCGCAGGGGGCAGCACUGCCCGUGUGGGACACUGCCUCCCACCGCAUGCACGUGCUCUGCCAUGAGAGCCUGCGCUUCAAGGUCCUGGGGUCCAGCUGCUUCAUGCGGGGCCUGUCAACGUUAAUAGCCAACCUGCUGCGCUCGCCGCUCCUGCUCGACUCGCCCGGCCACAAGGCAUGGCUGCCAGAGUACCACGCCGGCUGCCUGCACUCCAUCUACCCCGUGCUCCUCCCCCCCGCCUUCCACGGGCUGUCCUUUGAGGAGGUUGCAGAGUUUGUGUACCGCUGCUUUCACGUCUGCCUCAUUGCUCUUGACGUGCUGGUGGAUCCGUGUGGGGCGCAUGGAGGGGUGGAGAGGGGUGGGGCGGGUAGGGGAGGUGUUGGAAGGGGUGGGAUGCACGCCUGUGGGGAGUGUGUGGAGUGUGGAGGUAGGGAGGAGGGAGACAGGCGCUCUGAGGCAGAGGCCACAGCAAAGCCACUGCAGGGAUCAUAUUCACGUGCACACCGACCCCUCACAGCAUCCGCACUGGCGGCAGCACGCGCCUCCAACCCCAUCUCCCGCCACCUCUCUUCCUUCCUCUUCGGGACCCGCCGCGCCGCGUCUCUGCUGCUGCCGUCCCCUGCUGCGACUGCUGACGCGCGGUCGCUGUUUCAGAUGGUACAGGAGGAGUGGAUGAGGAGAGGGGCGAUGGAAGGGGCAGGUGGAUGGGCUGAUCUGGCACCAACUGCUGCUGCGGUGGCUGCUGGUGCUGCUGGUGCGGGUGGCAUGAGUUUGGGAAGGGAUGUGAGUGUGACUCUGAUGCCUGAUGAUACUCAUUUCACCGACAGUCAUCUCACCACGCCCCUGCUCUCCCGAUACUGCCACCACCACCAGGUAGCAUCACCAACAUCCCCAUCAGCAGCAGGGUUAGGCACAGCGGCAGCAGCAGCAGCACCACCACCAGCCGCAGCAGCAGCAGCAGCAGCAUCAAGAGGGCGCCAAGAUUCGUCACUUCAAACGAAUCCUUUUAUAACGAGAGCAAGAGAGCCUGGCAGCAGCAGCAGCAAGAGAAAGGUAGUACGGUUCCAGGGUAUUGGGGAGGUGGAUGGGGGGGUUACAGAGCAGGGGAGAGGGGUGCACGUGGAAAGUCAGGGGUUGCUGGUUGGGGGAGGCACGACAGAAGCGAGGAGGGAAGAAUGGGAAAUGGCAGAGGAGAGAGGCAAGGCGAGAAGUGCAGUGGAAGGGGAUGUGCCGCAAGGCAUUGGUGACAGCGUGUGGGACGUUGGUACGGCUGUGGAGGGUGGUGCUACUGCUGCUGAUGGUGGGAAGGUUGCUGUGUUUGCCCAGGAUAAGCCAUUCUUGCACCUGCUAUCCAAGACUGGUGCAGAGGAGAAACGAGUGGGGAAGGGCGAAGGAAAGCGAGAGGGGACGAAGGAAGGCGAUGAGAAACAAGAAGCGGAGAAGCAAGGGGACGAGGCAGAGGGGGGGGCGAAGGAGAAGGGGGAGGAAGAGGGAGAGGAGGAGGAGGGGGGAGGAGAGGAGGAAGAGGAAGAAGAGGAGGAAGAGGAGGAGGAGAUUGAGAGGCUGGCAGUGGAGGUGGUAGAUAGGUAUGAAGAGGCAAUACUCACACAUCUAGACUCCCACACCCUCCCUGUUGCUGACUUCGCCUCGCCUCACAUCCUCGUGUGCCUCGCUGGCAGCAGCAGAAGCCAUGGUGUUGGUGGUAGUGCUAGUGAUGGAGAGGAGGAAGGAGGUGGGGAGGGGGGGGAGGGAGGCGGCGUGGUGGCAUGGCCGGCGAAUCUGUUCUGUCUUGUGAAGCACCUCAGGAGCAGGGCACUGCCGCAACGACCCGUGCUCAUCAUGCACCCCCAUGUGCGUACACUUGUCCUCAUCACUGGCGCCCUCAUGGCCUCAUCCGAGCCGGCGUCCUCUCUCCCCCUCACUUUUGUCCCACCCUUUUUCCACCCUCCCUCCGCUCCUCCAUUACCUCACAACACCCGAGUCGCUGAGACCCAUGGCCCCUUCCCUCCCCCCAUUGCCUUGCAACACCUCACACACUGCGAAUGGGCUCAGCACCCCACCCACCGCGAGUGGGCCCAAGUAGGCAUAUUCCCCGACGUUUUCUUCCUCUGCGGCUCCCCCACACACGAUCUCGACCUCAUCCGCGCCGGCGUCCUCUCCGCCGAAAAAGUCCUUGUCAUCUCCCCCGACCAAUCGCCAGGCGCCACGUCACCAUCCCUCUCCUCCUCCUCCUCAGGCCCGUCAGCAGACCUAGCAAGCGUGGUGGUCGCAGCACACGUGGAGCAGUUACAAGGAGGAUGGGAAACAGACGGAGAGAGCGCAGAAGCAGCGGAGGAAGGGGGGGGGGAGAGAAGGAAGGGUGGUUUGCUGGUGGAGCUUCAGAGCGAGCAGUCAUAUCAGUACUUCCAGCCGCUGUACCUGCUGCCAGGGCGGCGGGCGGAGAGGCGAUCGUAUCUGCGGAACAGGAUGGGGGUGUACGCGUUUGCUCCUGUCUUCCAGAGCGGGCGGGCCUUCUGCAGCACCGCGCUCUCUGCUGUCUCGUGA